AUGAUGGCCCAGGCAGCCCCACUGCUACUACUGCUGCCUUUGCUGUUAAUGGGUUCACAGGGACAAGUGUUUCAACUGAAGUACCAGGAGGGGCAGACACUCAGAGUGAGUUGUGGCUACUGUCCCACACACUAUGAUCCCCAGAGAGCUGAGAACAGGUGGAAAACCUCAUGUAAAUUGCAAGUGGAUGGAAAAGUGUGGGAUAGACUCAUUACCGGGAAGUUGGUUUUAACUUGGCAACUUAGGGACCCACAAGCCUCCCUGGAGGAUGACACCCACACUGGUACCAUCAUCGUCUCCAUGUCUAACCUCAGAGUGAAGGACUCAGCCAUCCACUGGUGUGGAAUCUAUGACUCUGUCAACAGCACUAUUGAGGUUAUCAGAACAAUCAGCCUAGAAGUUUCUCCAGAACAAAAAGUGAGUCCCCCCAAAUGUUCUCAAACUACUACAGAGAUGCCUACCACCAACCUUGGCACCCCUGUGACCAUCAGCAGCCAGUACCAAGAGUACCAAGCCCUUGGUCAUGAUGAGCCCAUGAAGCCUGGGGAUAACUGA
Molecule: messenger RNA, 555 nt
Organism: Trichosurus vulpecula (common brushtail)
Lineage: Eukaryota; Metazoa; Chordata; Mammalia; Diprotodontia; Phalangeridae
Product: trem-like transcript 4 protein
Exons: 5
Coding region: 1-555 (184 amino acids)
Cellular component (GO): cell surface
Molecular function (GO): signaling receptor activity
Source: RefSeq, a predicted model, not a curated record